AUGGACUGGUUUGGCCGUGCGAAGAUCGCUUUCACCCACUCGCCUUCGCCGUUGGCCCUGCAAAGGAAAGAUGGCACCGCGACGGACUUGCUGAAGGUCUGCGAAGCCAGCACUCCGACCUGCCAGCUUAACCCCCUGCUCUUCAACGGUCACCUUCAGACCAUGUGGACUGCUGUUAAGGAGCACGGCCCACCGAUCUAUUACCGUAGGAAGAUAUUUGACGCCGACCACAAGACGUACACCGGCACUUUCACGGUCGACUUUGCGGUAGACCCGCACGCGGAUGUGGACGAGGCGCUGCCGCCGAGGACUGCCUUCUUUUCGGAGGAUGACUUUGCCAAGAUCGGCUCCGACGAUAGCAGGCCUAUGCUUAUUGUGCUGCACGGCCUUUCUGGCGGCUCUCACGAGAUCUACCUACGGCAUGCCAUUGCGCCUCUGGUCAUGAACGGCGGGAACUGGGAUGUCUGCGUCGUGAACGCCCGCGGGUGCGCCAACAGCAAGGUGACGAGCGGUCUCCUCUUCAACGCAAGGGCUACCUGGGACGUUCGGCAGUUUGUGAAAUGGGCAAAGCAAACCUUCCCCAACCGGCCGCUCUUCGGCCUCGGGUUUUCUCUGGGCGCCAACAUCCUGACCAACUAUGUGGGCGAGGAAGGGGCGAAUUGUCUCCUGAAAGGGGCCAUCUCUGUGGCCAACCCCUUCGACUUGGAGAUUGCGAACAAGGCUCUUCAGCGGACACUGCUGGGGAAGCAGGUGUACUCGCGGGUCAUGGGGAAUUACGAUCGGAUUCAGAACGUGACGUGGUCACUGACAAUCUGGCCUAGGACCGUAACAUGGGGCUACCCCACCGAGAAUGCUUACUACCGCGACGCAUCAUCGACAGACGCGAUUCUCGCCAUCAGGAUCCCGUUUCUUGCCAUCUCCGCCUUGGAUGACCCGAUCGCGGUAUACGAUGCCAUCCCCUUCCAGGAGUUCGCCCACAACCCGUACACAGUGCUUGCUACGACCUCACUCGGCGGGCAUAUCUCAUGGUUCAAGAUUGGCGGUGGGAGAUGGCAUGCUCGGCCGAUUUGCGAGUUCCUGAACCGCAUGGUCACCGAGAUCGACCUCGACGCCAUUAACCCCAACGCCAACGGAGCACACUCCAAAACUCAGUUUGUCACUGAGUUCGACCCGGUAAGGCGGAAGUUGCAAAUUCUCAGCAAUUGA
Molecule: messenger RNA, 1206 nt
Organism: Chaetomium globosum CBS 148.51
Lineage: Eukaryota; Fungi; Ascomycota; Sordariomycetes; Sordariales; Chaetomiaceae
Exons: 6
Coding region: 1-1206 (401 amino acids)
Biological process (GO): medium-chain fatty acid biosynthetic process; medium-chain fatty acid catabolic process
Molecular function (GO): monoacylglycerol lipase activity; acetylesterase activity
Source: RefSeq, a predicted model, not a curated record